CGAUGUCAGACGGCCAAAGCGGCUUAGGGAGGGUGUUCGUGAUUGUUUUGAUGCUAAUGUUGCGCUUGGACGCCAAUAAGACGGAUAUCUAAUGACGUGACAUCUAUCUCCCCGACAAUAUGGCAGCAUGCUGUGGUUGCUGCUCUGCUCUAAAGCCAAGAUGGAAGAGGCUAGUUGACAACAUUUUCCCAGUUAACCCAGAGGAUGGGCUUGUUAAGAAUGAGAUGGACAAGCUAACAUUUUAUGCCAUAUCAUCACCGGAGAAGCUAGACAGAAUCGGGACCUACCUGGAAAAAAAACUUGCCAGUGACAUAAACCGGAGGAGAAUAGGACUGAUAUUUGUUGCCAUGGAUGCCCUAGAUCAGCUUCUGGUGUCAUGUCACUCCCAUUCACUCAAUCUGUUUGUGGAAAGCUUCCUUAAGAUGGUCCAGAAACUCUUGGAGUUAGACGAGCCAGACCUACAGAUUUUAGCCACUCAAUCGUUUGUAAAGUUCACCAAUAUAGAAGAAGACACACCAUCCUACCACAGACGAUAUGACUUCUUUGUCUCAAAGUUCAGCUCCAUGUGUCACAGCGGUACGCCUAACGAGGAAAUCAGAACCAGAAUACAGAGUGCAGGACUUCGUGGUCUACAGGGUGUUGUGAGGAAGACGGCCAGUGAUGACCUUCAGGUGAACAUUUGGGAGGAUGUGCACAUGGACAAAAUUGUUCCUUCUCUUCUCUAUAAUAUGCACAAUGAAAGUUUCAUGUGUCUGGAUCUGGAUAGUCCCAAAGAUGAGGAACAUCCAGCCUACAUUGCGGAACAAGUGUUCCGAGACCUAGUGUGUAGGGGAUCAUAUGGCAACAUCAGAACGGUUUUACGGCCUGUCCUUAUACAUAUGGACAACCACAAGCUCUGGGUUCCCAAUGACUUUGCUAUCAAGUGCUUCAACAUUAUCAUGUAUUCUGUCCAGCAACAAUAUGCAUACCUGGUGGUGCAGAUGUUGAUGUCACACCUGGACAAAUGUGUGAACAGUGACCCCGCCAUUAAGACCAGUAUCAUUGAUGUCCUGUUCCACUCCGUACUCAUCGCUGCCGGCGGUUCUCUGGGUAGUGGACCCUCCGUCCUGGAUGUGUUCAACACCCUCCUGCGACACCUUAGGAUCUCGGUGGACAACAAGAGUCAAGAUGAAAAGGCGAGGGAGAUGGAGAGGAAGUUUGAGGAAGCCAUUAUCACUGUUAUAGGAGAGUUUGCCAACCAUCUCCCAGAUUACCAGAAGAUAGAAAUUAUGAUGUUUGUCAUGGGCAAAUUUCCACAACUGGACCAGGAGGAUAUAGGAAUAUCAAUAGACAUCCAACUUCAGACAAUGUUACUGAAAACUCUACAAAAGGUAGCAGCCACGUACAAGACGAUAUAUAUGUCCAACACGUUCCAUCCUGAGUUCCUGACUGGUCUGUUACAACUGUCACAGCUAGAGGAUCCAUCGAUGAGGAUUACUGUACAGGAAAUACUCCACAGUCUUAUAGAUCGUCAUAACAACACGCCAAAGUUCAAAGCUAUAGUCAUUCAGAAAGAUCUUGGCCAGCUAGCUCUUAAUGAUUCAAAAGUAUCAGGACAAGACAGCUUAUUUAUGAAGAAGAACAAUGUCCAGUUCUAUAACCACAUUAUGGACAACAUACAAAUGGAGAGUAAUAAGGUAGAUAACUACGAAGCUCUAUACUGUACCAUGUGUCUGCUCGCUGUGGAGCUCGGGUCUGAGGAAAUACUCACGGAGAUGCUUCGACUUGGAUUAGAUAUACAGCAAGGGGUGCUGACACAGAUGAGUCUGCCCAUGACUCAUAAGUGUGCCAUUCAUGGUCUCGUGGCUGCCUUCAUCAACAUUGUGGCCCAGCUUGUCGGUCAAACACCACUCGUUCAAUAUGUCAAAGAGGUGAUAGACAUCAGACGUGACGAGGCUCCCUACCUACUGCCAGACUUUGCAUUUAACAGAUCCAACAGACCCAGCAGCUACUCUCAUAUUGACAAUGUCCAGCCCAAGUGUCUAUUCGACCAGGCCACUCUGCAACAAUUCUUGGUGGACUGCGGCCAGGAUGCUUCCAGACUGACCACUCCGAUAGCUGUUAAGCCCUUCAGCACACUCGGUGUGAGAAAUGGUGACCCGAACGAUAAAGCCGUAAGCGGGAGUGGCAGUGAUAUAGGCUCCAUCAACUUGGAAUUAGAAAGUGCAGAAGGCUCGCCAAUAUUCUCCAGGAGGUGGACAGAUGAAGAGAUCACAGUCGAGUCCCUGAAGAAGAUGUUAGCUGAGGACAACACAGAGAAAAAGGAGGAAGAAGCGAGGAAGAGACAGGAGAUCUACCAAACCUACCGCACUGCUCCGUUUGAGGAGAUCGUAGCUCGCUCUGAACAAAAAUCAUGUAAUUUCCAUAACAAACUUACGGAGAUCCUCGACAUGGUGUCACGUCCGCCAGACAGUCCUGAGAGGAUGCGCAAGUCCCUCCAGAUGUCACCCAAGGCUGUGUUUGAUGUGUCCUUCCCAGAUCUGUUUGUGUAUUAAAUCUAUAUCCACAAGAUUUACCUCCCCUUACAUGUUAGUGAACCAGUGUAUGUUGUUCUAUUGGGAGGCUACCAUGCUAGUCUCAGUAUCGGAAAUUUACUGAUCCCUGGGAGUUUGACAUAUUAUCUCCCUUUACAUGCUGUAAUCUGUCGAGUUACCUCCCCUUAUCUGUACAUGUACUGAUUCACGUUUCAAACAUCUUAAUUGUUUGACAGAGCUUUGCUUGCUAGUAAAAAAUGGAUUGACAUAAUCAUUUGAUGUUGCUCUCUAACAAGCCUUCACAAACACAUACCAGGCUGACAUUAAUAUUUUCAGGUCUGCUUGGUUGAUAUUUUGAAAAAAAUACAAUUAUUUAAAGUAAAUGAACUGGUGUGUCUGCAUAAAUUAUUUAAAAUAAAUGAACUGGUGUGUCUACAUAAAUUAUUUAAAGUAAAUGAACUGGUGUGUCUACAUAAAUUAUUUAAAGUAAAUGAACUGGUGUGUCUACAUAAAGAACAGGGUCCAAUUCAUAUACAUGUAGAUCUUUAUGAAGUAAUCUCAGAUCACAUUAUCAUUCAGAUUUCUGAUAUUCCACAAA
Molecule: messenger RNA, 3111 nt
Organism: Pecten maximus
Lineage: Eukaryota; Metazoa; Mollusca; Bivalvia; Pectinida; Pectinidae
Product: protein EFR3 homolog B-like
Exons: 23
Coding region: 120-2534 (804 amino acids)
Biological process (GO): protein localization to plasma membrane
Cellular component (GO): plasma membrane
Source: RefSeq, a predicted model, not a curated record